AUGGCUUCCGAACGGACCAUCAACUCCAACACUCCUACGCCUUAUGAAUCGACCAGGACUGUGGAAGCUGGUGCGAAGAAACCCUCCAUCGACGAUGCCCCACUCCUAGCGGAGCGCAACGGAACCUUUAAGGAGGUUAUGAAUGAGAGACAGUCUAAAGAUGAAAGUAAUUCCGGUACACAUGGAAAAGCUGGCGAUGGGAUGAACUUCUCCCGCGAAACGCAACAAAGUGAUCAGACUACUAAAACUACGACAGCAUCGGCUGAAAAGCUGAGCGAUGAGAGACAAUCCGAGCAGCGGAGUACUGGUGCAAAGUUUGAAAAGCCUGAACAUGCAUCAAGCUCGAUGCAAGCUGAUACUGUUAAAUCAAGCUCCGAGAAUGCACCAGAGCAUACGUCCAAGAAACUGAAGACGAAGGAACAGCAUGUCGCUGUCAAGGACGAACUGUCGGCUCCUUCGGUUACAAAAUCGAGUCAGCCUGCUAACGACCCUAGGACCUCAGCAGGUCGGCCCAAGAAGAGAAAGGACGCGCCGAACAGGGAUAUUCCCACGGAUGGCAUUGGCAGCCGAACGCGGAGUCGUACCAAGAUUGCUUCUUAAUCAAACCUACCACUAUCAGGAACUGAUCUUGCGGUCAUAAGGGAAAGUCUUCUUCAGUUACACGGCGAUGAUCGUGCUGGACAUUGACCAGUCUUGAUUCUGCUACUUUUGUUCCUGCGUGAAAUUCUGUGCACGAAGUGUAUGUGGACAUGGUCAAUGUUAAGCAAUAAUCAACCUUAACAGAGUAUGCGAUCGGCUAGGGUAUCGUUUCCAAGAGCACCAUAAUCAUUGCGCUAGAUCAUUAAACAGCAUCCAUAUUCAGGUAGCAAUGAUCCUUGGUCAUUUCAUUAGACGGUAUCAUUGCUACACUACUUCCGCAAACUGCAUAUCCAAUACUCAAGUAUCGGCAUUUCAAACC
Molecule: messenger RNA, 958 nt
Organism: Aspergillus brunneoviolaceus CBS 621.78
Lineage: Eukaryota; Fungi; Ascomycota; Eurotiomycetes; Eurotiales; Aspergillaceae
Exons: 2
Coding region: 1-600 (199 amino acids)
Source: RefSeq, a predicted model, not a curated record